Megalobrama amblycephala (Wuchang bream) is the source of this 1362-nucleotide messenger RNA. It is a transcript of the gene mkrn2os.1, whose product is annotated as MKRN2 opposite strand, tandem duplicate 1. The transcript is spliced from 5 exons. Bases 263 to 931 code for a protein of 222 amino acids. The record is from RefSeq and is a predicted model, not a curated record. Lineage: Eukaryota; Metazoa; Chordata; Actinopteri; Cypriniformes; Xenocyprididae.
UCGAUUCUUUUGAACGGAUCGUUUCAUAGCGCUAGCCCAUCUUUUGGUUAGAAUAAAGUUCUUAUUUGGUUACGUUAUGGAAACGUUCUGUGUUUGCUGACACCAAUUAUUUUACAUCAUAUUUACAGCUGAUUUACUGGAGGAUUCUGUUUGUUCGCGCCCCCUGCUGGUCCAGUUUUGAACACAAUGACGUCACCUGUGGAACGUGAGGAACUGAAACCGAUCUGAGAUCAGGCUCAGGUAACGCGACACCUGAACACUAAUGGAGAAAACUGUGAUCAAAUACAGACACUGUGGAAGAGACGUUUACAGUUUCUCACAUCUAGAUGCCCCAUAUUCUCACCGAACCGAUGAUUCCGAGCGUCAGUGUCCGAUCUGUCAUCAAACUCGAACAUUUGGACUUUUAGACGCACCUGUUGCGCUUCCCUGCCCGUUUAGAAAUGGACACAAAGUCUCAUGUGCGUUUCUCAUAGGAUCUAUUCACGGACCAUCAUAUCUUGGAGAAUGGAAUGACACAGAGAUACAUGUGGGGCUUUCGAAUUCAGAAGGUCUGGUGUAUAACUACACCCUGUCAGGGGUCCGGAGAGACGCUCAUGGCUGGGAACAGUGUGUCUGUGUGCAGCUCGUCCCUCCAGAGAGACGGGACCUCAGGGAAUCAUGGGACAGCGAGCUGGAGCAGUUCUCUGUUCUUCCAGAAUGGAUUCCAGAGCGGUUCUCUGAGGAGCGAGCGUUUGGAUCGUGCUGUUACGGUUUCGCUCUGACCUUCAUAAACCACAUGCGCUGGUUGGAUGGGAAAGCGUCUCUGAGCAGAGAUGAGUUCACUGGAUGUCAUGUUUUACCCAGAAUGAAGACAGUGUCCCGAUACAUCAACAUCUAUCAUGCAAUAUUACAACAUGGAUUUUACAUAGCAAAUACACCGGAUGACAUGUGAUACCGGAACACGUGUUUUAUUACGGAUGUUUGCACAUGUACACAGUAUUGAUUCAGAGAGGAGGGGGGCCUUGGAGUAAAAAGGGUUGUCAACAUGUCACUUUGACAUUAAAAUAUGUUAUUAGAGUAAGAAUCUAAUCUCAUAAGAUUAAUCUAAUAAUGUUUUUAAUAUGCGAUUUUAAUGUAAGAAGAAUAAAUUUGGAACAUUAAUUCACAGUAACAACAAGAUUGUAUUUAUAUACCAGUUAAUAAUGUGUUGCGUGAGUCUUCAGUGCAUGAGUGUAUGAAUAUCUGUGUUUUUAUGUGAAUUUGCUUGUGGGUGUGUGAAUUAUAUUUAUUGUAUUUUUUUUAUGUUCUUAUUUACUCUCAUUUCAAAUGUAAUUAGCAUAAAACUUCAUUUGCAUUCAUGAAAGAUUAAAUAAUUCUAUUUUG